Octopus bimaculoides (California two-spot octopus) is the source of this 594-nucleotide messenger RNA. RefSeq lists its product as uncharacterized. Lineage: Eukaryota; Metazoa; Mollusca; Cephalopoda; Octopoda; Octopodidae. The record is from RefSeq and is a predicted model, not a curated record.
AUGAAAGCUAAGUGUCCCCAGAAGCACAAAGAGGAGGUAAUGGAGAGGGAACAGCAAGGAGAGGAAGAGGUUCAAAGCGUAGAGGAACAAAGGCCAGUAGAAAAUAUGGAAGAAAAGUAUACAGUGGGGAAGAGAAAGAAAAGAGAAGAAAACACGAACUCACUACCAAAGAGUCCCAUGAAGAAAAGAAAAGGAAGUGUAGAGGAGAGACAAAGUUUACCAAAAGGAGGAAAAGCGAAUGAGCAGAAAAGAAAUGAGAUGUCGACAAAAUUAAGUGAGAAAGACGAAGAGAGAAAACAGAGAUCGAUACCAGCAACUAGCACGAAGGAGAAAGUAAAAGAGCAGGAAAUAAAGGAAGAUAGAAGAGAAAUGACAGCAACAUCGAGUGAGAGACAAGCAGAGAAGAAAGAAAUGGAAACACCAGCAACAGUAGAAGAGAUUAGUGAUGGCAAUCAGAAAGAAACACUGAAGGGAAAACACUUAAGAACUAUGAUACAGUACAGAAAAAAUGUGGAGAUUGAAAAAAAGAUCACUAAAAUGAAAAAUGUAAUUAGGGUGAAGUUAGCGCCCAAUAAGUACAAUGAAGGGAUUUAA